This is a messenger RNA of Armigeres subalbatus, 4665 nucleotides long. Its product is annotated as inactive rhomboid protein 1-like. The coding region runs from base 552 to 4493 and encodes 1313 amino acids. Gene Ontology annotation, molecular function: serine-type endopeptidase activity. The record is from RefSeq and is a predicted model, not a curated record. Lineage: Eukaryota; Metazoa; Arthropoda; Insecta; Diptera; Culicidae. Gene Ontology annotation, cellular component: endoplasmic reticulum membrane. Gene Ontology annotation, biological process: regulation of protein secretion; regulation of epidermal growth factor receptor signaling pathway. The transcript has 6 exons.
GCACCAGCUGGCCGUUGUCAAAAUCCAACGCUGCCAACCCGAUGGUGGAAAAGUGUUCUGUGCUGGGAGAGCUAGUAUCACUAAAAGAUAUACAAGAGGGCUGGAAAUCUCUGCUGUUGCUGGUGGACCAUGGCUCUAGAGUGAGUGCAAAAAAUCACGAGAGGCAGGACGUGAAGGAAAAAGGAUUCGUCAAGAUUUAUGUUCGUUUUCACAUAUCUUCUGAAUUUAGGCUAAUUGUGAUAUAAGCUGUUAAUUUUCUGUUACCAAUCGACAAAUCUCCAGCUGUUCGGUGCUGGUGAAUGAACGCGCAGUUAGAUUCAAAACGGGUACCAUAAUGAAUGUAGUGAAAAUUUUCCAUAGCUCGCUAUCUGUUCUGGGGUGUGUUUAUUUUAGUGAGCUCAGCCAUUUUGGAAAAUCAUUUCCUUCGCAUAAGUAGAAAAUUCUGAGCUGAAUAUUAGUGAAUUUUUAGUAAAUGGUGUGAAUAGAUGUGUAGGAUAAUCGGAAAUUUCGCUGAUGUAUAAGUAGUAAAAUAAUUCCAAAGGAGUACUGAAAUGAGCAGAAGCCGUCGUUCUUCAUUUGGGCAUAGCCACUAUCAGCAGCAGUUUACUGUCACUUCAACAAUUAACUACGGCGAUGGAUUAUGUGAUAAUGGAGCGAAUGCGCCUCAAAAUGGGGCUCCGUCUCCUUCGAGGUUUAGCGAAUCAUCCUAUUCCAACUUGGGAACCCGUUUGACGGCAUUUGUGACCCCUCCUAGUGGCGAGUGCUACCGAAAUGAUGAAAAUUUGCGGCCUUGCUGUAUUCCUCCACCAUCCUCUACAGCACAACCACCAUCGAGCGAUCGAUAUUCCACCAGCUCGGCCCCCACAUCCAUUAUCGCGUAUCCUGAUAACAGAAAUGCACCUCAUCAUCGCUCAAUGUCACCCAGUUCCAGAACGCGCUAUCCUGUCCCGGAAAGGUUUCGUGAUCCCCCGGCACCCAAAACAGAUCAGUUUGGAAAUUAUUUGAUUAAUAACCCUCCCCUAAUGACCAGUUCAGAAAGCUACAAUUAUUUGACCUCGACUGUACAUACACCUGUUAAGCGUUAUAUACCAACACCACCCCCGCCGGAAAACUAUCAACAAGACAUGGGAAUCGGCCCUACCAUAAUGGCCGGACUGAUAGCCACGAAAGGAGGAAUCAACAUCAUCAACCAAUCAGUUCCAAGGACACCUAUAGUAAGCACUCUACCAUACCGUCUGAAAGUAGAAUCCAAAGUAUCGUCGGGGCAACAUUUAUCCGAAGAUGCAACCGAUCAUUAUGCCACGCCUCCUCGUGCAAGGCCAGUUAAAUGCCAGCAACCACUUUGCACUUUUGCGCAAUCUGCCACACUUGGAAGGCAAACACUGCAGCUGUGCCCCGGAGCUUCGGAGUAUUCAAUGCUUCGUACACCGACACCUGUAAGUAUCAUGAGUGAACCCAUGAGUGCAAACCCUACCGAUGAAGAAAAUUGCUACCACUGCAGUAGCCUCCGCAGAGCCACCGGUGUUCAUCAAACCACUCAAACUUCCGGUCCAAUCAGCCCCCAACCACUGUCUAUUUCAUCCGUAUCGAUGUCUGAAAUGGAACGCCAAUCCCCACUCAGCCCUCCGUCACUUGUAUCGCACACUUCCUACUCCCAUCAGCAUCCUCUGGUAGCUCCGGGAGAUGACGGUCGAAAUGCAUCCUCCCUAAUAAUCUCCCAGUCACAUACGCUCAAUAGUUCGUGCAGCAACCCAUCAAUUAUAAUCCAGUACCAACAGCAACACAUCCAACACCAACAGAUCCAACAGCAACCUCUCUAUCAACAGCUUCAACAACUGCAACAGCAACACGCACAGCAUCAACAUCAAUCGCUUCCCCUCCAGCAAAUCCCUACGCCCAGACUACAACCAGAUUCAACACCAUCUACGCUUCAACGCAACACUCAACCGCAAAUGCGAACUCGACUGUCGCACAAACAGCGCAUAAAAGAGUAUCUACGGCGAAGUACUUCGCAGUUCUUUGGAGUUGAUCAGUUCAACGAAGAAUACGAACAGCAGAAGUGGGAAGACCGCCAGAAACGAUUAGCCAUUCGACGAUUUGGACCACUGAAAGAAGACGUUGUGGUGGGAAGAGUGAACGAAGUCCACGUGGAUGUGUUGAACGAACACAGCGAUCGGCCAGACGUUCUGCCUGCACAGAGCCAAGACGAACCGGAAACGGAACAAAAUCGACGCCAGCGAUUCAACCCGUACUACAGACACGACGGCAGCGAUGGUUUUCAAGUCGAACGAAAGCCGUCUGUUUCACAGAUGAUUGCGAAUGGGUUCGUUUUCGUGGUACAAAGCUUGAGAAAUCGAAUCCCCAGAAGACAAAAACAAUGGUCUAGGAGCUUCGCUCCUGGGCACGUUGCUUUGAACAAUGAUGAUAACGACAUGUGCGAUGGGUUAACGCCAAUCCAAGAUGACGAACUGUUUUUCGAUAUCCCAACGCUGAGCAACCAGCAACAGGUAGAUCACGACUUGGGAGCAGAUGGUUCUCGGCAAAUUUACAUGAUCGAUCCAAACCGAGCAACGGUCAGCAACGGUUGGAUAACGAAGUCAGCGGAACUCCAAAUUCAACAGCAACGACCCGUACGUGGAAGGAAUGGUAUUUAUCAGUACUAUGGCCAACGUAUAACGGCGCACAUUUUGGAUAGCGUAUUAGACAACUCUCGACGUCCCUCCGGCCACAACAUCAAGCUUCUGAGGCCAGAAUCGCUAGACGACCGCUACGAUUAUCGGCCAUUUUUCGCCUAUUGGGUGAACACGACGCAUAUAUUGGUGCUGCUGCUCACACUUUUAUGUUACGGAAUAGGCCCGAUAGGAACGGGCUAUGAACCGAAAACGAGCCAAGUUCUUGUAACUAGUUUAAGCUUACAGAUGGUAACUCACUACGAGCACCAAAAUAUAUGGAUCGGCUUAAGAAGAGAUGACCUCGUUCAUGUGGGGGCAAAGUACGCCCCGUGCAUGCAUCGAGAUAUGAAGAUAAUGGAAUUGAUAUCGAAAACACGGAAGCAAGAACGAGAAACGGCCUGCUGUAUACGAAACGAUGACUCCGGAUGUGUUCAAAGUUCGCAAGCUGACUGCUCCGUCCGUGGACUGUGGCCAACGACUAUUUCAACGUGGAAGAAAUGGUCUCCCGGAGAUUCGGGUCCAGGUGGACGGAUAUCUGGCAGCGUGUGUGGUCUAGAUCCAAAGUUCUGUGACGCUCCGGCGUCGAUCGCACCUCAUGAGUGGCCGGACGACAUAACCAAGUGGCCCAUCUGUAGGAAAAAUAAUCAAGUUUCCCAAAAGUUUCGCAUGAAGGAUCACACCGCCGAGCAUAUGGUGUGCGAGGUUAUAGGUCAUCCAUGCUGCAUGGGAAUCACGGGAGAAUGUCGAAUCACCACUAGGGAGUAUUGCGACUUUGUGCGAGGAUAUUUUCACGAAGAGGCCUCGCUGUGUUCACAGGUUUCUUGUCUGAAUGAUGUGUGCGGAAUGUUUCCAUUCAUCGGCACCGACAUGCCGGAUCAGUUCUAUAGGCUGUUCACGUCACUGUACCUUCAUGCAGGUAUUUUGCAUAUAUUGCUUACCUUUGCCUUCCAGCACAUUCUCCUGGCGGAUUUGGAGCGUCUGUUGGGAUCUCUUCGUACCGCGAUUUUGUACAUUGGUUCCGGCAUUGCUGGAAACUUGACGAGUGCAAUUUUUGUGCCGUAUCGCCCGGAGGUUGGACCACUGCCAUCACUAGCAGGGACGAUUUCAUCGCUCCUUACGCUGCUGAUUCUGUGCCACUGGCGGAAUCUCAAGCGACCCCACAUAGCUUUGCUCAAAGUAAUCGUCGUAGGAGUUUUAGUGUUCGGUAUGGGAAUGGUGCAGUGGCAGCAGAACUUCACCGGCUUGAUAUCGGGAUUGAUCUUUGGAUCAACGUUCACGCUGGCUCUUACACCGUACCUUCACGUGAGAAAACACACGAGGAAACGAAAGAUAAACCUAAUCUGGACGUGUUUCGUACUUCAGUUCGUGCUUUACAUGUUUAUGUUUCUUGCGUUCUAUCUGUUUCCGUCUCCAUUCUCGCUCAACUUUGUGGAUGGUAAUCAAAUUUCCAGCAUCAAUGACAAUGGCGGUGUACACGAUAGCUUCAAUCCUUACGAUACUUUCAACUACUUCAACAAUAAAAAUAGUGAUAGAAACGGCUUGGGCGGUUCCGCCGAUAAUGGGGCUGGGGGCGAUCAAACUUCAAACGGGCAUCGGGAAUACGAUCGAGGUGGUGGUGGCGGAGGAGGCCGUGGAGACAGCGGAGGACGUUACGGAAACGGAGGAGCUAUCAGCAUGUCUGGCGGAACGAUCAAGAAUAUUAACCCGAAAUACAAUAAUAUGCAUAGCAGCAGCAACGCAGAUCUUAACGCUAAAACUAAUACUUUUAAAGAGGUAGCUAUAUGUGAAAAGGGGAAGUGCAAUCUGCGUCCGAACGCAUGACGUCGAAGUGUUUUAUGGUUUAUUCCAUUGCAGUUAGUUUACAUUUUUUUCAUUCUCGCAAUUAUUAUUGUAACGUUACGCGAUAACGAAUAUAUACUGAUAUACUAUAUAUACUAUGAAUAAAGAAAACAGGAAAACGGCAAGUAAACGUCUGAUUUGGUGGAAAACAUAA